AUGGGUGAAGACGAUGACAAGAAGCCCAAGAUCUCCAACCAGCGCAAGCAGCAUCUUAAGAGUUUGAUGCUGCAAGUCGCUAAGGUUGCACUAGAGAAAGAAGAGCUUGAUAUCGCUGCAGAAAAGGAAAGUUACCUGGCAGAGCACUGCACGCCCCUGAGCCUGCCGAGCUCCCUUCAAGACCUGCAGGACCUUUGCAAGAAGUUACAUGCCAAGAUAGAUGUGGUGGAUGAAGAAAGAUACGACAUGGAGCAGAAGGUGCAGAAGAGCUCAAAGGAGCUGGAAGAUUUGAACCAGAAGAUCUUUGACCUGAGAGGCAAGUUCAAGAGGCCCCCACUGAAGAGAGUGCGCAUGUCGGCUGAUGCCAUGUUGCGCGCUCUGCUGGGCUCCAAGCACAAAGUCAACAUGGAACUACGUGCCAAUCUGAAGCAGGUCAAGAAGGAAGACACAGACAAGGAGAAGGAUUUGCGUGACGUUGGAGACUGGCGUAAGAAUAUCGAGGAGAAGUCCGGCAUGGAAGGCAGGAAGAAAAUGUUCGAGUCCGAGUCAUAA
Messenger RNA from Ailuropoda melanoleuca (giant panda), 552 nucleotides. RefSeq names its product troponin I, fast skeletal muscle-like. The transcript has a single exon. NCBI's taxonomy places the organism in Eukaryota, Metazoa, Chordata, Mammalia, Carnivora, Ursidae. The coding region runs from base 1 to 552 and encodes 183 amino acids. Gene Ontology annotation, biological process: cardiac muscle contraction; skeletal muscle contraction. Gene Ontology annotation, cellular component: troponin complex. The record is from RefSeq and is a predicted model, not a curated record.